Molecule: messenger RNA, 957 nt
Organism: Ilex paraguariensis (yerba mate)
Lineage: Eukaryota; Viridiplantae; Streptophyta; Magnoliopsida; Aquifoliales; Aquifoliaceae
Source: the annotation of a GenBank genome assembly
AUGGAUUAUCGAAUUUUUGUGUUUCUCUCCCUGUGUCUUUUCUUCUCAUUCCCUGAUCUCUCCCAUUCUGCUCUCCAAUCCUCAGGAUGGAGCGGCGAUGAGAAGACAGAAGGGUCGGUGCUCAAAUUGACGACUGGUGCUUCUGCAGCUUCUUUUGAUCCUACUCGGGUCACCCAACUCUCUUGGCAUCCUAUGGCUUUUCUAUAUAGGGGAUUUUUAACAGAUAAGGAGUGUGAUCAUCUCGUUACCUUGGCUAAGGACAAGCUAGAGAAGUCCAUGGUGGCUGACAACGAAUCUGGAAAGAGUAUAGAGAGCGAAGUCCGGACAAGCUCUGGCAUGUUUCUACAGAAGGCACAGGAUGACAUGGUUGCUGGCAUUGAGGCCAGGAUUGCUGCUUGGACCUUCCUCCCUGCAGAGAAUGGGGAGUCCAUGCAAAUACUUCAUUAUGAGCAUGGCCAGAAGUAUGAGCCACAUUUUGAUUACUUUCAUGACAAGGUCAAUCAAGAACUGGGUGGUCACAGGGUGGCUACGGUAUUGAUGUAUUUGUCUGAUGUUGAGAAGGGUGGAGAAACUAUUUUUCCCAGUUCAGAGGAAAAAGGAUCUCAGCCAAAGGGUGAUGACUUAACUGAUUGUGCUAAAAAUGGCUAUGCAGUGAAGCCCAUGAAAGGCGAUGCUUUGCUGUUCUUUAGUCUUCAUCCUGAUGCAACUACAGACCCAUUGAGCUUGCACGGGAGCUGCCCUGUCAUCAAGGGUGAGAAAUGGUCAGCAACAAAGUGGAUUCAUGUAAGGUCUUUUGACAAACCAGUGACGAAGUUAAGUGGAGAUUGCGUUGAUGAGAAUGCAAACUGUCCCCAGUGGGCUGCUGCUGGUGAAUGUCAAAAGAAUCCUGUCUAUAUGGUUGGUUCUGAAGCGGAUGGUGGAUAUUGUAGGAAGAGCUGCAAUGCGUGCUCAUCUUAG